Molecule: messenger RNA, 360 nt
Organism: Paramecium octaurelia
Lineage: Eukaryota; Ciliophora; Oligohymenophorea; Peniculida; Parameciidae
Source: the annotation of a GenBank genome assembly
AUGGAUGAAUUCAAAUCGAAUUCAGAGCGUCCUCAAACCUCUCACAUUCUCAAUCAAUUGAAAUUCAUAAGACGAAAUCUUGUCAAAUAACCAUAAAAACAACAUAAAUAUACUAGGUCACACUUAGUACCAGCAGAUAUCAACAAUAUGAAAUAUGUGCUGUCCCAAAGGCAAAUCUUCGGAAACUUCUCUUCUUCUGUAACAUCCUUCAAAGGCAAGGCUAUAUCUUAAAGUCAAAUAUAAUAUGACGGAUCAUUUUUGAAUAGAUUGCUCCCAAAAGAAACAAUUAGAAAUCUGAAUAAUUAAUCAAGAAAAAUAAUACACUCUUCACAUUGUUUCGACAACCAUAAGAAAGAAUGA